AUCGUCGGUUCUGUAACCGGAAUCGAAGCGGAGAUUGCCUUUCUCAGUAAGCUACUCCGGCUAAAAAAUACCGUGUUGUUGAACGAUAAGGUGUGUUGUCUUUAAAUAUUUAAGCACAGAAAACUGGCACAAAAAUAAACCAGGACUUGGAGCUAACCUCUCCGGGAAGCUAAGCAGGGAAAACGGGUAGAUGGUAUGACAUGACUGACAUGAGAAGAGAUUGGUCAGAACAGCACUGACUGCUUGCCGCGGUUUUAUUUCUUUUGACGAAUAAUUAAACAUCAUCCAGCCGAAGAGUGGUGAACUUUUAUUAUACUUCAGGUAGACAAUGAAAAAUGAUGUAAAGGUGCAACAUGUGGAAAUACACAAAUGACAAUACCAGUUACCAUUAUUGAUUCUUUUAAACAGUUCUCUUUGGAAGUAUGGAUUUUUUAGAGAUAGCAGAAAAUGUUUCCCACAAGAUCUGGUCAUAUAAUCAAGACUCUUCAGGAUGGAAUUUGGCAAAAGGUUCAAGGAAUGUUACAGUGUGCUGGAAACCUUCAACUGAGUUUGGUGGAAACUUAUACCGUGGGGAAGGUAUAAUAGAGGACAUACCUGAGAAAAUCAUUCCGUUCAUGUACCUGCCGGAGUAUAGGAUGAAAUGGGACAAAGCUCUGAAGUCCUACAGUAUAUUAGAGAGACUUGAUGAGGACACAGUUAUAUGCCACACGGUAACCCACAGUUAUGGCAUGGGAUUAAUUUCUUCAAGAGACUUUGUCGACCUUGUCAAAAUUAAGAAGUAUGAGGGUGGCAUUAUAACAACAAACUCUAGAAGUAUUGACUACCAGGCAUGCCUCCCGUCUCCUUCAUGUGUGCGUGGUUACAACAAUCCCUGUGGAUAUGUGUGUUCAUCUUUACCACAGUCCCCUGGGCACUCCCGGCUUACUAUCUUCAUUCAGCCUGACCUUGGAGGGAUGCUGCCAAGAUCUUUAGUGGAGUCUGCACUGCCAAACAACAUCAUCAAUUUAAUCAAUGAUGCUCAAGCAGGAUUAAAGUCAGCAGGCUACUGAAAAAAGUUGGAAAUAGAGGACAUUCACUUUUUUUAUUUUAAACACCUGCAAUGAACUUUCAGAUUUUUUCCAAACUCCAGGGAUAGACAGGAUCCACCAGUAUAACUGACACUUAGGUGUUUGCUCAUCAUAAAGAACCCUGAACCCCCAGUGUUUUACUUUCUUCAGAAACACUGUCAAUUUGGACUUUUGUUUUCUUCUUCCCCAUUAUCCCCUGGACAUCUCUCUAUUCGGAACACUUUUAUGUUGCCAUGGUUUUGUUAUGUUUAUGCAUGUAUGCAAAUGUGGUCGGGUUACUCUCUUGUAAUUGUGUUCUUGUUGUACAGUACCUUCAGAAAGUAUUCAAACCCCUUCACUUUUUCACAUUUGGAUAUUUUGCUGCUUUGUGCUAAAAUUGUUGAAAUUAUUUUUUCUCACAUCAAGCAAUACAGAAUACCCUAGAACAGGGGUAGGCAACGUCGGUCCUG
Molecule: messenger RNA, 1516 nt
Organism: Erpetoichthys calabaricus (reedfish)
Lineage: Eukaryota; Metazoa; Chordata; Cladistia; Polypteriformes; Polypteridae
Product: stAR-related lipid transfer protein 6-like
Exons: 8
Coding region: 423-1049 (208 amino acids)
Molecular function (GO): lipid binding
Source: RefSeq, a predicted model, not a curated record